UCUUUGGAAUAUCUGGAGUCCAUAUGGCUAUGUAUGAUGAAGAUAUCUUGAAAAAUCCCUUUUAUUUGGCCAUUCAGAAGCGGCGUCCUGAUCUAUGCAGCAAAGUUGCAGAACUCCAUGGUAUUGUGUUAGUUCCAUGCAAAGGAAGCCUGUCAAGCAACAGUCUGUCUACCUGCCAGUUUGAAUCUUAUGUUCUGAAGCCGCUAGAAGAAAAUUUUCAGACCUUAAAUGGAAAGGAGAUCUUCAUACAAGGAAACCUCAUCAUUUUAGGAACUGGUUUUAAUUAUCAUCUCUCAGUACCUGUUCUUUUUGAGGAAACAUUUUACAAUGAAAAAGAGGAAAGCUUUAGUAUAUUGUGCAUAGCUCAUCCAUUGGAAAAAACAGAAAGCUCAAGUGAAUCUACAGCUUCAUCAAACUCCUAUUCUCUUAAAAAUAUUGAAGAUGUUAGAGAAUUCUUGGGAAGGCACUGUGAGAGAUUUGAUAAAUACAUAGGAUCUUUCUAUAGAACAUUUAAAGAACAUGAAAGGAAAAGCCUCCGCCACUACAUAGAUUCUGUCAAUGCACUUUAUACCAAAUGUCUCCAGCAUCUUUUGAGAGAUUCGCACUUGAAGAUGCUUGCAAAGCAAGAAGAGCAGAUGAAUCUGAUUAAACAAGCAGUUGAAAUGUAUAUCCACCAUGCUAUAUAUGAUCUAGUCUUUAAAUAUGUGGGGACUAUUGAGGCAAGUGAGGAUGCUGCUUUUAACAAAAUCACGAGGAGCCUUCAAGACCUGCAGCAAAAAGACAUCGGAGUGAAGCCUGAGUUCAGUUUUAAUGUACCACGUGCAAAGCGAGAACUGGGUCAGUUGAACAAAUGUACUUCCCCUCAACAGAAGCUACUUUGUCUACGGAAAGUGGUACAAACUAUUAUGCAAUCUCCUAGCCAAAGAGUUAACAUGGAAACCAUGUGUGCAGAUGAUCUUCUCUCUGUUUUGCUGUAUUUACUUGUAAAAACAGAAAUACCAAACUGGAUGGCCAACUUGAGUUACAUAAAGAACUUCAGGCUUUCCAGUUCAGUGAAGGAUGAAUUGGGAUACUGUCUAACCUCAAUUGAGGCUGCAAUAGAAUACAUACGACAAGGCAACCUCUCUGACAGAUCAACAGAAUCUGACAGACUGUGUGACAAGCUGCUUUUAAGACAAAGGAUGAAUUUGUUGUCCCAGAUGUCUGCUACUCCAAUAGACUACUUAUUUAAGCAUAUUGCUUCAGGUAAUCAGGAGGAAGUGGAGCGAUUACUAAGUCAAGGUGACAGUGAUAAGGACACAGUACAGAAAAUGUGUCAUCCACUCUGUUACUGUGACAAAUGUGAGAAGCUAGUUUCUGGGAAACUGAAUGAUCCUUCCAUUAUCACUUCAUUUUCCCGAGAUGACCGGGGAUAUACACCACUUCAUAUAGCUGCUAUUUGUGGGCAAACAUCAUUAGUGGAUUUACUAGUAGCCAAAGGAGCCAUUGUCAAUGCUACAGAUUACCACGGUUCAACUCCACUUCACCUUGCCUGUCAGAAGGGAUAUCAAAAUGUUACACUUCUCUUAUUGCACUAUAAGGCAAGUACUGAUGUUCAGGACAAUAAUGGAAAUACUCCACUUCAUUUAGCCUGCACUUAUGGUCAUGAGGAUUGCGUCAAAGCUUUAGUCUACUACGAUGUGCAUUCCUGUAGACUAGAUAUUGGUAAUGAAAAGGGAGAUACUGCUCUCCAUAUAGCUGCUCGUUGGGGCUAUCAAGGGAUCAUAGAAGUGCUUUUGCAAAAUGGGGCAAAUCCAGAAAUACAAAACCGGAUGAAAGAGACUUCCCUACAGUGUGCAUUAAAUUCCAAGAUUUUGUCAUUGAUGGAAUUAAACUAUCUAACAUUUGAAAGAGGACAGAGUGCUUCUGAGUCACCGCUUAGGUCUCCUCAGCGCUCAACAGAAGCUUUCAGCAGAGGAUCAUCUGUCUCAAGCCUGUCAUCAGCAUCAACUGAUAUCAAGCAAGAAGAAGUAAAAAAUAGUUAUAAAGAGGUAGAAAAACUCCUCAGAGCAGUUGCUGAUGGAGAUCUGGAAAUGGUACGUUAUCUCUUGGAAUGGAUGGAAGAAGACCUAGAAGAUGAGGAUGACACAGUCAGUACAUCAAAACCAGAAUUCUGCCAUCCGUUAUGCCAGUGCUCAAAAUGUGGGCCAGCACAAAAGAAAUUUGCAAGGAUCUCUGCUAAUGGACUUGGAGUAAAUGUUUCAAACCAAGAUGGUUUUACACCAUUGCAUAUGGCUGCACUGCAUGGACACUCUGAACUUGUCUCUCUCUUGUUGAAACAUGGAGCCAGUAUCAGUGCCAAGAAUGCAAAACAUGCAGUUCCUCUUCAUCUAGCCUGCCAGAAAGGUCACUUCCAGGUGGUAAAGUGUCUGAUGGAUUACAAUGCUAAACAAAAUAAAAAGGAUAUAUAUGGAAAUACUCCUUUAAUUUAUGCAUGCUUGAAUGGUCAGUAUGAGACUACUGCCUUGUUGUUACAGCAUGGAGCUUCUGUUAACCUUUCUAAUGCCAAAGGAAAUACAGCGCUGCACGAGGCCGUGAUAGGAAAGAAUGAAGCCCUGGUAGACUUGCUACUUCAGAAUGGUGCAAUGACGCACAUAAGGAACGAAAGGAACUGUACCCCUGCAGACUGUGCUGAGCCGAAUUCAAAUAUCAUUAAGUUGCUGGAAACAGCACCAAGCUAUGUACCUACAGCAGCAGAGAGAGAAAAGGAGUGUGAGCAGCAUGCUACUAUCAAGAUAAGAAAAAAAGUGAAUUCUAAGCCAUGUGAGAAAGCCGAUGAUCCCAUAAGCAGACAACUUCAACUGGUCCAAUCAAUUAACAGAUUUAACAAAGCAAAACAUUUGCGGAGAACAAUAACAAGAGAUAAAAGUGUCCCUAAUUUUGACUAUCAGUUACUGCAUCAGGAGGAGAUUGUUUGCACGGCUGAUAGCAAACUGCAUGUUGCGUUGUCAGCUGUGACACAAAUAUAUUUGGCUAUUAAAAGCUUUGAUAAAACCAAGCUAAAAUCUGUUGAAAUGCUGGACCAGAGCAAAUUUAAGAUUAUUGACACAGGAUGCAGUGGUGAGUUUGUGAAACACGAUGACAUGGUAGAAGUUCCUCACAGGAGUAAAUUAAUGCACCGAAGACACACUGUUAGUGUGCCACUUUCAGCAGAGAAUGUCAGUGAUAAUAGUCCAUCCAGCCCUAGAAAUCCGAGUAUCUCACAAUCAAGAGACUGCUGUGAUGACUUGCUUUCAAAACAUUGACAAGGAAGUGCGAAUUUGAUGUCAAAAGCUGAGGAACUAGGUGGUGGUAAUUUCAAUAACCCUUCACUGUAUAUCAAAGAAUUCAGUGACGCUUGCAAGCCUGCCUUCAGAACAGAAUACAGGGAUGACUCUUCAGCAGAAACAGAAUGUUCCUAGCACUUUCGAAGAUUGAAUCCUCUGUUUAUGUUGGAGGUAGCUAUACAGCCAGAUCAUUAUUGAUCUCAACAAACAGGGACGUACUGAGAUGCAGACAGCAAAAUUACUUUCCUAUUCUACUUAGCACUUACUAAAAAUUGUAUGUAACAGUAAACCAAACCAAACCCUGUAUUGUAUUUUUCAGCCACCCACUUUGUUUUUAAAAGUCUUUGAAUAAUUUUUGCAUUUUGAGUUUUUAUCACUACAUUGGAUAAAUAUAUAUAAAUAUAUAUAUU
Messenger RNA from Gavia stellata (red-throated loon), 3715 nucleotides. It is a transcript of the gene ANKRD27, whose product is annotated as ankyrin repeat domain 27. NCBI's taxonomy places the organism in Eukaryota, Metazoa, Chordata, Aves, Gaviiformes, Gaviidae. Gene Ontology annotation, biological process: neuron projection morphogenesis; early endosome to late endosome transport. Gene Ontology annotation, molecular function: SNARE binding; guanyl-nucleotide exchange factor activity. The transcript has 29 exons. Gene Ontology annotation, cellular component: early endosome; tubular endosome; transport vesicle. The record is from RefSeq and is a predicted model, not a curated record. The coding region runs from base 24 to 3284 and encodes 1086 amino acids.